Penaeus monodon (black tiger shrimp) is the source of this 630-nucleotide messenger RNA. Its product is annotated as transmembrane protein 17-like. Gene Ontology annotation, biological process: non-motile cilium assembly. The record is from RefSeq and is a predicted model, not a curated record. Lineage: Eukaryota; Metazoa; Arthropoda; Malacostraca; Decapoda; Penaeidae. Gene Ontology annotation, cellular component: ciliary transition zone.
UAAGCUGUCAAAGAAACAAAAUGUCUAAAUUAUAUGCUCACAAUUAUGAGAAUGCUAGACGUCUGGUGUCCAGUACAGUGGAGAGUCUAACCGGGAAGUUUUUCCCAAGUGUCUCGUUUGAUCAGCUUGGGGAAAAUUCUUAUGGUAACGAGGUCGUUUCAAGCUUACCUCUUCAAAUGGUACUUUACUUCUCCGCCCUUUUCUUCCCGUUUUGGUUAACGUCUUCAAUGAUCAUGGUGACAUUGAAGUUUCAGUACGUGUCCAACUUAUAUCAGUUUGUACUGGUUGCCAUAUAUGUGGCAGUUCCUCUGAUUGAGGUCAUUCGCCUGUAUAUAGGACAUAUUGGAAAUCUAGAAGAAAAGGUCCCAGAAUUGGCAGGCAGCUGGCUCCUCACUCUCCUUUUGCAACUCCCUCUCCUCAUUUUUCUGCUGGUUGUUCCGGGAAUUUGGCCUCUGCCUAUGGACUACGCAGUCAACUUGAUUUUCCUUAUAUUCAUAGUACUGCAUCUCCUCUUUGGAUAUCAUGCAAUAAAUACAACAGCUGCUCAUCAAACUAGGUUAUAUCACAUGUACAUGGUGAUGAGGCAGAACCAAGAUGAAUGAAUGGAGGAAUUAUAUAAUGUCAUAUUUG